GUUUUUCUGCCAUUUUGCUUCAGAGUUCCUGGAUCUUCUACAUCAGCUUGGUUCUCUUCUUAUUCUCCUGGACGGGCCCGACUCGGAGCCAUGACCGGUCCGGAGCUCCUGCUGGACUCCAGCAUCCGGGUGUGGGUGGUCCUCCCCAUCGUCUUCAUCACCUUCUUCGUCGGGGUGCUGCGUCACUAUGUGAGCCAGCUGCUGCACAGCGACAAGAAGGUGGAGCUGGAGCAGGUUUCUGACAGGGUGAGUUCUGCCUCCUGGUACUUCCUGAACGUGUUUGGGCUGAGGAGCAUGUACACCCUGGUUCUGGGUCAGGACAACGCUGCUGACCAAUCGCGGAUCAUGCAGGACCAGAUGACUGGUGCCGCCAUGGCGAUGCCCCCUGACCCCAACAAGGCUUUUAAGGUGAAGGUCGGAGAGUUUGGUUCUGGUGGGUUGGUUCUGGUGGGUCGGUUCUGA
Cyprinodon variegatus (sheepshead minnow) is the source of this 462-nucleotide messenger RNA. RefSeq names its product ER membrane protein complex subunit 3-like. The record is from RefSeq and is a predicted model, not a curated record. The transcript is spliced from 3 exons. The coding region runs from base 91 to 462 and encodes 123 amino acids. NCBI's taxonomy places the organism in Eukaryota, Metazoa, Chordata, Actinopteri, Cyprinodontiformes, Cyprinodontidae. Gene Ontology annotation, cellular component: membrane; EMC complex. Gene Ontology annotation, biological process: protein folding in endoplasmic reticulum.